UUGUUCUUGUUGCCACCUUUUUCCACACAACAUUGAACAACACCUUUCAACUCAGUUAGCUAAUCGAUUAAAAUUAUCCACCUGCGUUUUUACAUUCCAAAUCAUGCUUCUCACAAAACAUGUCUUACCUUCAAAUCCACGCACUCUUAGCAUCCACACCCAUCACAUUCACCUUCAACAACCACUUCUUCAAAUGGCACUUCAAGCCUUCAACAUGAACUUUGAAAACUACAACCAACUCUUAAACGAGUGCAUUAACAAAAAGGCAUAUAGAGAAGGCCAAAGAGUCCAUGCCCACAUCAUCAAAACACGUUAUCUUCCUUCUGUGUUCCUUAGGACAAGGUUUAUUGUAUUUUACACUAAAUGUCACUCUUUGAAAGAUGCUCACCAUGUGUUCGAUGAAAUGACUGAACGGAGUGUUGUGUCCUGGACUGCUAUGAUUUCGGGUUAUUCUCAAAGAGGGUAUGCCUCUCAAGCCUUGAAUCUUUUUCUGCAGAUGUUAAGAUCAGGUACGGAACCUAAUGAGUUCACUUUUGCUACGGUACUCACUUCAUGUACAGGUUCUCUUGGUUUCAUUUUAGGGAGGCAAAUCCACUCUCUUAUCAUAAAAUCAAAUUAUGAAGACCAUGUGUAUGUUGGAAGCUCACUUCUUGACAUGUAUGCCAAAGAUGGUAAAAUUCAUGAAGCUCAAACAGUGUUUGAAUGCUUGCCAGAAAGAGAUGUAGUUUCUUGUACUGCUAUAAUCUCUGGGUAUGCUCAACUUGGUCUGGAUGAAGAGGCAUUGGAACUAUUUCGCCGUUUGCAAGGGGAAGGAAUGCAAUCAAAUUAUGUUACUUAUACUGGUGUUUUAACUGCACUUUCUGGGCUUGCUGCUCUAGAUCUCGGUAAACAAGUGCACAACCAUGUUCUUCGCUCUGAAAUUCCCUCAUUUGUGGUUCUCCAAAACUCAUUGAUUGACAUGUACUCAAAAUGUGGAAAUCUCACGUACUCAAGAAGGAUAUUUGACACCAUGUGUGAGAGAACUGCUAUCUCUUGGAAUGCAAUGCUUGUUGGGUAUAGCAAACAUGGAGAGGGAAGAGAAGUGCUCAAGCUUUUUACUUUAAUGAGAGAAGAAAACAAAGUCAAACCCGACAGUGUCACAAUUUUGGCAGUUUUAUCUGGCUGCAGUCAUGGAGGACUGGAAGACAGGGGACUGAAUAUUUUUCAUGAUAUGACCAGUGGAAAAAUUGGAGUUAAGCCAGAGAUGGAGCACUUUGGCUGUGUUGUUGAUUUGCUUGGUCGUUCUGGUCGAGUAGAAGAAGCUUUUGAGUUCAUUAAAAAGAUGCCUUUUGAACCAACAGCUGCUAUAUGGGGUUCCCUUUUAGGUGCUUGCAGGGUUCAUUCGAAUGUUGACAUUGGUGAAUUUGUGGGUCACCGACUUCUAGAAAUUGAGCCUGCAAAUGCUGGAAACUAUGUUAUUCUGUCUAAUUUAUAUGCUUCAGCAGGAAGAUGGGAAGAUGUAAGAUCGCUAAGGGAUCUCAUGUUGAGGAAGACAGUAAUGAAAGAGCCUGGAAGAAGCUGGAUGGAGCUUGAUCAAGUACUUCAUACUUUCCAUGCAAGUGAUCGCUCCCAUCCGAGAAGAGAAGAGAUAUGUGUGAAAGUGAAGGAAUUAUCAGUUAGGUUUAAAGAGGUUGGUUAUGUUCCUGAUUUGAGUUGUGUUUUACAUGAUGUGGAUGAGGAGCAGAAGGAGAAGAUACUCCUGGGCCACAGUGAAAAGUUGGCUUUGUCUUUUGGUCUAAUUGCUACUCCUGAACAUUCGCCAAUCCGUGUAAUAAAAAAUCUCCGUAUUUGUGUUGAUUGCCAUAAUUUUGCUAAAUAUAUCUCUAAAGUUUAUAGGAGAGAAGUGUCUUUGCGGGACAAAAAUCGGUUUCAUCGAAUUGUUGGAGGAAAAUGUUCUUGUGGAGAUUAUUGGUGAGAAGAUCCUGAUAGAGCGCACUUAAUGACUAGGUUCUUGGUCUGAAUUCUUUGGCCUGUGUGAAAUUUGGCUUCCAAUUCAAUGGUAUUAUGCAAUUUAUGAGUGGAAGUAGAGGAAGAUUGAUGAACAAGAAAACCUUGACCUGCCAAAAGUGGGGUGUAACUUACGAGAAGAUUUAAAAUGGUAUGACAAUUGGGUCAUAAAGAAUUAAAAUGCAGCAAUGGAUUGGUUAUUUCUUUACCCAAAAUCAAGGAAUUGAAAAUUACACUGAUCCAGUGCAGGAAUUUUCAGAACUCCUUGCACUUCUCUCCCUGUCAGACCCAAUAACCCCAACCUUGGCUUCUUAUGUUUUAUCUUCCUUGGGUGUUCAUGUUGCUCUCUUUGCAAUGCUUGUCGCUUUUCCUUCAUAGAUGAUAGAUUUUUCAUCUCCACUGCUUCGCCUCUCGUUGUUCUCUCUGUUGAGGAGCUCAUCCAAGAUGUACUCUAGCCUCUAGUAGGUUUUAUUGGGAAACUGCUCUGGUAAGCGAUGAUGUGAUGGCUACAACUUGUGCCUCUUUAGGGUGUUCUGCAUGGGAAUUUUCUAUAAUGGGCAUUUUGCCGUUGAAGUCCUUGUUAAUAUAUUAAAAUAACGACGUAACAUUCUUUUUUU
Molecule: messenger RNA, 2603 nt
Organism: Cicer arietinum (chickpea)
Lineage: Eukaryota; Viridiplantae; Streptophyta; Magnoliopsida; Fabales; Fabaceae
Source: RefSeq, a predicted model, not a curated record